This is a messenger RNA of Fonsecaea erecta, 3342 nucleotides long. RefSeq lists its product as hypothetical. Lineage: Eukaryota; Fungi; Ascomycota; Eurotiomycetes; Chaetothyriales; Herpotrichiellaceae. The transcript has 5 exons. The coding region runs from base 1 to 3342 and encodes 1113 amino acids. The record is from RefSeq and is a predicted model, not a curated record.
AUGGACUCAGGCGCGACCGAUUUCACGGGUAUGGUCUCAACGAUGAAGGAAAAGGAUUGCUUGAAAGGGUGGGAUGUCAUGGUCGCUUACCAGGCCGACGCCAUCAACCAACUGUUUGCGCAUCAAGCAAGUAAGCUGGGGCUGCUUCAACAGCAUCAUUUCGUCACCACCAUCCAAGAUUUUGGCGGAGAUGACAUUACUGUCGACCUCUACGUCCAGCUUUCCACUCCGGAGUUGCAAUUCAUCGACACCACCAACCAGGUGGAUCUGAUUUGUGGUCUUGCUGGAUACGCUACGGAACGUAUCCCCGGUGGCAAAACAGAACAGAUUCCACCCAAUCUGCAAUUGAGGAUAGCCACCAGCCUCGUCAAUGUCAAAGGGACCUUGGAGAAUACGUUCACUCCAGCCCCAGAUGACAAAAACCCUCCCGUGGGCACCGGCUACCCAGUCACCAUAGACCCAGGGGAAGCAGUCGGACGAGGAAUUUGUCUGGAUUUCGGUCCACCAGGAUCGCCGACGACUGUCACGGUGGAGCCGGUUCCGGGAACGAAUCCACCUCCAAGUCUGGCUCUGGUAUCCAGCCUGGUCGUCGGUGAGAUAACAGCUUACCUCAACAGUGCGGAGCUGUCAUAUUUCAUUGCUGGCAUCAGCAAUAGCCACGAUGUGAAAUCUGUGACGACACUUCAACCCAAGUCUUUCUGUUUCACCAUGAGCGCCCCGGACCCGAGCAAGGACAUCAAGGGAGCACUGUGCAUGUGGAUGGCGUUGGGCGAUAGUCCUGGCAGCGAUAACCCAACCUUUAGUCCCACUUCGGAUGGCCAACCUAUGUCGCCAUUGCCCACAGGAAACCUGGCCACCAUUUACUUUAGCCAUAUGACCAUGGCUAAUUAUUUCCUCAUGCCCUUUUUGUCUCCGCUGUACCAGCAAUUUACCUGCACUUCCGUGCUCGGCGACGAGGGCAUGAUCUUCGCCUACAAAUUUCCUCCACAGAACAUCAACGUGCCUGGAUAUCCAACAGAUGCCGGUGACCCUGGUACCGGCUACGUGAACGGCUCCAGUUUCAAUUUUCAGGAUGGCCAAGGCACGUUGACCCUCCUGACGGCCACAAAUAGCAACCCUCAUGCUGGGGCAGCCGUUUACGUAGGACCAACUCUCAAUAUUGGCUGGGGAUAUACGACUACGACCGUAGAUCCGCUCGCGGGGCCCAUCGAGCACGAUCAUAGCGGAAGUGUGAAUGCUACCUUCUUUCUCAACGGUCGAGCUGAUUGGCAGAAUGCUGAUACCACCAAUCCAAACGAGCUGAAGAUGUCUGUGUCUUAUCCUGGGAACUUUAGCAACACCGUGGUUGCACAGCAGCCGUCUGGAUGGGACGAAUGGGCAAAUGGAGCUGUGGGUGGCAUUCCUCCCGAGUGGCAAUCUAUCUCAGUCGCGGCGCCCACACAGCAGGCCAAUUUGUCGAUGGACUAUUUCUUGACGACCAAUCUGCUCUUUCCCGGCCAAGUGGUCUUUCAGGCUUCGGAUGUGACAGCACAGUCUCGGCCUUCGCCCACCCCUCCCGUGUCAGGCAUUGCUACUCCGCGCGACACCUUCUUGACCGGUUCGAUCAACCAGAAUGCAGCUCUCGACAGUGUGAGAUUGCGCAAUCUGGAUUUGCACAGGAAGAGGAGCAGCGGCGGCGGCGUUCCCGUUCAACCGCCUCUAUCAGCAUAUCAACUGAGUAAGCAAGCCAUGAUCGAUCAGCUGAAGUCUGCCAUUUUGUCAAAUCCGGCCGAUCCAUUCUUGGGAGACCUUAUCCAGGCGACCGCCAGUGCUGGCCCCGAGGGCGUCGACCAAACUCUUCUCCUGCUCGAACAGAAUGGAUAUGGCGAUCUUGAGGUUGAUGACUUUCUGGGUAUGGUUUACACGUCCACCACGGCUGUACUGUCGCCGGACCAAAGCCCCGCGCCGGCGGGUUCUGUCGACAAGAUUGAUCUGCGCAUGUUUGGUGGCAUCUACAGAGUCACCAGCCCAGCCUCACACAAGGGGAGAAUCCUCACGGUCAACCCCCUCAACGGGUCAAUACUGUACAUGGCAGUCAACACCAUCCCGACCCAGACCCAGGAUGCUUCCUCUGGCCUGUGGACCAUUACCUGGGAUGUGGGUGGAGUGGCGUUCCAGGUGGUUUUUGGGAUCUCCUUCGACCAAAAUUCUCCGGGAGCCACUUCCUUCACAGGCUCCUUGACAUCGAAGGACGGCGUGGCCGAAACCUUCGCCGGUACAAUGAUCAAUCCUCCGUCUAGGGCAGAUCUGGAGCGGCGCCCAUCCGAGUCCAGGUCGGCGUUGGAAAGGAUGUCCCUCCUCCCAGAUGACUCCACGGACGAUGCAGCCACUAUAUUUGGACUCCUUUCAGACGGCUUGAGCGUCAUCUCACUGAUCCUCACCGUCGCAGCGAUGUGGUGGUCAAGGCAUGACGGGAAAGAAAAGGCCGAGGCCAAAGCCCGGAUCGAAGGGCUCGAGACGGCCAAUAAACAGAGAUUCGACGACGCCAAAGCCCAUUUGGAUACUCGUUUGGGAGCGAUGGAGGCGGCGAGCAUCCGGUCCAUCAUUCAGGCUCAAAGGGAAGAUAUGAGACAGUUGCUCGAACAAGUCAUCGAGCCCGGGAUCCGGAGAGCGAUUGACAAUCAGCUGGAAGCAAAAUACAGGGACCAGGUCCAGCAAGGGAUAGCCAGCGGCGCGCCUCCGAGCAGUGCGAUGAUCUCUGACAUGCAGGCUACUGGAACGGUGGUGGCGGGUCAAGACCUGCGAGAUGCCGUGAAGGGCCUUGCCGAUACCAGGACGAACCCACCACUCAAUGCAUUCGCUACCGCGCACAUCAUUGAUCCCAAUGCGCAGAUCUCCAUCACCCAGGCGCAGGUCGGCGUCGUCACGAACGAGCACGUCGAGGCCCUCGCCAACCCUCCGGCAGGUGGUGGCGCCAGCUUCCUCGAAGCAGCUGCCACGGCAGGGGUCAACGGCUUCGUGGCCAGCGUCGCGACGACCAUGGCCACAAGUAUGGCCCAACAGGUCGCGAACGGCCAGGCGACCGUGCAGCGAACCACCGCGGAGCGCGAGGCCGCCCAGAAAGCGUACGAGGAAGCAAAAGACAUUGCCAGUCGGCCGGACGCGACAGCGGAGCAGAUCCAAGCUGCCGCGGAUCUGGAGACGGAGCUUCACAAGCGGGUGGACGACGAACGGGCCGCCAUGGAAGACCAGGAGGAAUUGGAAGGCAGGGCCGAUUUGAUCGACCAGAGCGGAGAGCAGGCCAGCGAGGAGAGCGAAAAGGCCGAAAUCGAACUCAAAAAGGCCGCGGAAAACGCAGAAUGA